This is a messenger RNA of Octopus sinensis (East Asian common octopus), 656 nucleotides long. Its product is annotated as putative serine/threonine-protein kinase PRKY. NCBI's taxonomy places the organism in Eukaryota, Metazoa, Mollusca, Cephalopoda, Octopoda, Octopodidae. Gene Ontology annotation, molecular function: ATP binding; protein kinase activity. The transcript is spliced from 3 exons. Gene Ontology annotation, biological process: protein phosphorylation. The annotation marks the transcript as partial. The record is from RefSeq and is a predicted model, not a curated record.
UGUUUACCUUUCUCAUCUGCAGGUGCUGGUUCAUUUGGUCGUGUUGUUUUAGUGCGUCACAAAGACACCAAAGAAUAUUAUGCACUGAAAAUGAUGUCUAUUGCUGCCGUUGUGCGGUUGAAACAAACUGAACACGUUAAAAGCGAACGUGAAAUCCUAGAAUCCAUUCACCAUCCAUUCAUUGUGAACAUGUCAUGGUCUUACCACGAUCAGAAUUUUCUUUAUAUGCUACUGGAAUAUGUACCUGGUGGUGAACUGUUCUCUUAUCUGCGAAAGUCUGGGUUUUUCAGCAGUGCUUGGGCUAACUUUUUUGCCUGUGAACUGAUCUCAGCCAUAGACUAUCUCCAUAGUAAAUUAAUUGUCUACAGAGAUUUGAAACCAGAAAAUCUCCUCUUAGAUUAUGAAGGCCAUAUGAAAAUUACUGAUUUUGGUUUUGCUAAGAGGCUUCGUGACAGGACGUGGACAUUGUGUGGCACCCCUGAAUAUUUAGCCCCUGAAAUUAUCCAGAGCAAAGGUCACAACAAAGCAGUGGAUUGGUGGUCACUAGGAAUAUUGAUCUAUGAAAUGCUGGUUGGGUAAGUCCAUCUGGUUUUGUAUUUGUGUCAAUCCUCAUAAUGUAUAUUAUAGAAUUGGGGUCUGUAGACAACUGAGUCGUU